AUGCGGUUCCCCACACCCCGCGAACCCCGCACCCUCGAAGCGGUUCCCCCGUUCUCGCGACCUCCGCAUUCAAGAAGCGGUUCCCCCGUCCCCGCGACCUCCACAUCCAAGAUGCGGUUCCCCACACCCCGCAAACCCCGCACCCUCGAAGCGGUUCCCCCGUCCCUGCGACCUCCGCAUUCAAGAAGCGGUUCCCCCGCCCCCGCGACCUCCACACCUACAACGCAAUUCCCCCGCCCCCGCGGUCAAGCCAGCGGGAGCAUCACCUUUCCUGUGACGUCAUCCCCCCCCGCGGACCUUAGGCCGAGAACUUUGGAAAAAGAAUUGACAACAAAUGAAAAUACAGCUAUUGAUGAUGUAAACCAUAUUUUGCCGAAUGCUCAGGAAUAUUCCACAAAUGAGAAUAAUGAAAGUACAAAGGAUGCGACAACAUGCACUCAAGAAAAAAAUCAUUGUAUGUCCUGUAAAAAAUUCAAGAAUUAA
Molecule: messenger RNA, 483 nt
Organism: Wasmannia auropunctata (little fire ant)
Lineage: Eukaryota; Metazoa; Arthropoda; Insecta; Hymenoptera; Formicidae
Product: vegetative cell wall protein gp1-like
Exons: 2
Coding region: 1-483 (160 amino acids)
Source: RefSeq, a predicted model, not a curated record